UAGUACACUGUAGUUUUCUGCAUGCAGUACUGUUAAUCCUCCACUAGAUGUCGCCGGUGCGGGACGCGCAUUAGCAGGUAGUCUCCCCCAUCUGUCCGUACCUCCACAUAGAUGUCAGCAGGUCCUCUCUAGGUGAGCUCCAUUCUGACAUCUCCCAGUCCUCCUGACCUUCCUCACUUUCUCCAGCAGAGGUCCCCAUAGCCCAGGCAGCCCCGGCUGGUGUGAAUGCGUUUUUUUUUUUUUUUUUAUCUGGUUGCUACGUGAUCUCUUUUUCAAUGAAAAGACGUUUCUAAGCUGCAAUAACAGUUUCAUCCCCAAAGCAACAGAAACGCCGAGUGACCACACCUCCACCGGCCAGAACAGGUCCUCCUGGGUCACCCUGCCAGCAGAUCGCUCACCUGGGCCAGCAUGAGCACCUAGCACACCUGCACCCAGGGCACCUUGGCAUUUGGGGGUGGGCAGGGAGGACUGUACUCAUGACUGAUCCUGGGCUGCUGUGACCCCCACUGAUGGCUCCUGCUGACAAGUGGCUUGGUGGACCCAUGGUGCCACAAGGAUGGACUGCAAUGAGGAGACCUCACCUAGGACCAUCAUGGACCAGAAGGACUGCUGUGCUGAUGCUGCUGCUGGCCCUGGUGUCAGCUCUGCAGCACCCCACACAAGGUUGGACAACAGAUGAAAGCAUCUUAACAAGUGACGUGCGGCCUUCUGAAGAACCGUCCCCUUUCUCUGCAAUGGGGGAAGUGUUCAGUGCAAUGGAGCAAACAGCAGAGACUGGGAAUGUUAAUUUUCAUAACAACACUACACAAUCCAGCAUCGAUGUCAAGGAUAAUUUUACAAGUCAAGCUGAAAAUGUGCAGGACAAUACAAGAGUACAGUUGGGGGAUAGCAACCCUUCAGAAUCUUCACCUUUAUCUUCACUCCAGCCUACAGACUCAGGUCUAAGUGAUACCAGCACAUCACCCCUAUUGAUGUUCCCCAAUACAGCAUCCUCAUAUGCAUCCACAUUACCUGCAACGGGUCAUUCCCUUCCUCUUUCAUCCUCAUCACCAUUGUCAUCAUCAUUGCCAAACCAGUCUUCUCUGUCAGAUAAAUCUUCCACUAAUGUGCCUUACACUGACACUGAAGGUUUAGUAGCAUUAGGAACCAAUUUGCAGGAAACAUUAAAUCAGGACACAGUUACAAAUAUUAUAUAUUCUACCUACAUUCCAACCAGCAAUAUCUUGAUUCCUCAAACCACCAGCUUGCCAAGAGACACAAAUUCACAAACAGGGGUCUUUAUGGAGGGUUCUACUACUGUAGAACCUAGAACUGUAGAACUUACUUCUAGAGUUCCAUCAACUAAACCAUUUAUAGAGGUAACCAGCGUAGAGCAAACGUACAGUUCAGUGGAGCCUACGGCAACAGUGCACACCAGUACUCCAGUAACACCAUCUAUAGAAGCCCUGAGCUUAACAAAUCUACCUGUAACUAUAGGGCUUGAAAACUCUGCCACAGAUGUAAGUACUUCAGAUUCAGAAACGGGUACAUCUCAAACCACUAUCACCUUAAAUACCAGCUCUCUUACUACCAAUCCAGUUUCCAAGUCUUCAGCAAUCAUGGAUUCUUUAAAUACUAUAGACACACACAUUUUUGCAGAGAUAAACACAGCCAGAACCACUAAGGAAACCAUUUCAGAAACUUUAGGUAUAACGGUAACCACACCUUUCCAUUACACUACCACAGAAAUUGGAGAAGCUCAGGGGAUCACCGGGACAGCAAAUGAGUUGAGUCCAAAUGUUCAAUCAGACAACUUGCAAUCUACAACUCCUCCUGAGCUACACAUAACUUCAGAAAGUAGUAAUGAAGUACAUACCUCUAUAAAGGUUCCUAUAAUAAGUGGGGUAUUUACAUCUUUAAGGACAUCACCAACAGAGCAGUCUUCAACCUCCACACCAUCAGAAUACACCUCAAGCUCAUAUUUCUUUAUAGAUACUGUGUCGAGCACUAUCCAGCCAACUACAGUUUCAAAGCUAUUGUCUGUUGAGACCAUGACCUCUGAAUCAGAGUUAACCAAUUCUGAGAGUGCCAAGACCAUCAUAGUUGCUACAGACAAUGUUGACACCACUUUUUCAAGUACAUCAGUAGCUUCUCCUAUCAUUUUGACAUUAUUCCCUUCUCUGUCAAGUGAAGCUAACACACACAGCAGUGUGACCAGUUUUACAUUUGAUCCCAGUUCAACAGCUAACUCAGAUAUCACUCAAAGUAUUACUGAAGAAAGUACCAACUUAGAUUCUACUAACACCAAGUCCACAACAUUAGCAAAUGUUGUGUCAUCGUCAACAACUUCUCAUACUGAAGAAAUUACAUCCCAGGUUAGUAUUGGACUGGACACAACUGCCAAUACACCAACAGCUGUGGCAUUAACAGAUGAUACAGUGUCUACACCAGAUGCCAUCCAAAAUGAAACAACAAUCUGGAAUGUCACUAAAAUUCCUAGUUUCACAUCAAAAACAUUAACAAGCUCCUCAAAACCAUCCUUUACAGAGUCAGCAACAGAAACAUCUUCAUCUAUCACGACAUUUGUGACCAGUACCCCUGAUGACAACACAGUGAUCUACCAGACAGAUUCAACAGGUAUCACAAACAAUCCAACAGUAAGCGAAAACCAUACAGUCUUUAUAACUGCAAUAACAAAUGUGAAACCCACGGUCAGCAACAUGUCACCUUCUGAUGAGUUGACUACCAGUGCUAAUAAUAUUGUGGAACCGAAUACCGAUAAACUGAUAACAACAUCACCUUUAAGGAAAACAACCACAUUGCCUUUAACAAAUGCUAUUAGUGAUAGCCUCACAACUUGGGUUAUUCCAGAUGUUUCUACCAAUUCGUCACCAGUUGAGGUGAGUGCAUCAACACUGACCACUUCAGAAACAUCUGCACCUUCUAUGUCUACAGAUACACCUAGUAUUGAUAUGCACACAGAAAAUCCAUACUCAUAUACACCUAUUUCCAAUCAAGAAAAUACAGUUUUAUUAUCAACAAUGACAGAUUUUGGAACCUCAACAAACAACAUCUUUAUAACUACUUCCAGUCAAGAAAGUCCAGUUUCCUUAUCUAAAAUGACAGAUUUUGGAACCUCAAAAAACAAUGACUUUUUAACUACUUCUAGUCAAGAAAGUCUUGUGUCUUUAUCAACAAUGACAGAUACUGGAACCUCAAAAAACAAUGACUUUUUAACUACUUCCAGUCAAGAAAGUCCAGUUUCCUUAUCAACAAUGACUGAUUUUGGAACCUCAAAAAACAAUGACUUUUUAACUACUUCCAGUCAAGAAAGUACAAUUUCUUUAUCAACAAUGACAGACUUUGAAACCUCAAAAAAUGAUGCCUCUUUAACUAAUUCUAGUCAAGAAAGUCCAGUUUCCUUAUCAACAAUGACAGAUUUCGGAACCUCAAAAAACAAUGACUUUUUAACUACUUCCAGUCAAGAAAGUCCAGUUUCUUUAUCAACAAUGACUGAUUUUGGAACCUCAAAAAACAAUGACUUUUUAACUACUUCCAGUCAAGAAAGUACAAUUUCUUUAUCAACAAUGACAGACUUUGAAACCUCAAAAAAUGAUGCCUCUUUAACUAAUUCUAGUCAAGAAAGUCCAGUUUCCUUAUCAACAAUGACAGAUUUUGGAACCUCAAAAAACAAUGACUUUUUAACUACUUCCAGUCAAGAAAGUACAAUUUCUUUAUCAACAAUAACAGACUUUAAAACCUCAAAAAACAACGACUUUUUAACUACUUCCAGUCAAGAAAGUCCAGUUUCUUUAUCAACAAUGACUGAUUUUGGAACCUCAAAAAACAAUGACUUUUUUACUCCUUCCAAUCAAGAAAGUCCAGUUUCUUUAUCAACAAUAUCUGAUUUUGGAACCUCAAAAAACAAUGACUUUUUAACUACUUCUAGUCAAGAAAGUACAGUUUCUUUAUCAACAAUGACAGAUUUUGAAACCUCGAAAGAUUCCACCUUUUUAACUAAUUCCAAAUUAACUUCUAAUUUUGGUACAAGUAUGGAACAAAAUACUAAUGCACCACAAUUAACCACAAAUGUUGAUGAAAAAGACACCAGUAAUCUGAUGACAUCGCAGACUAAUAAUGAAAUUAGUACUGGAGACUCUGAUCUUACAUCACCAUCGCAUUUGUUAAACAGUCUUACAACACCCUUCUCAUCCCCAUCCAAAGCUACUAGUGCUGCUACAACUUUUGUGUCUACCUGGACAUCCAAUGCUACAUCCGAGACCGAAGCAGACAUCAUCACAGAGCAUAAUACUAAAAGCAGUGCAUUUUCUAGCAUAACACAGACUGAGCCUGGGACUUCAACCUCAACAGGAUCUUCAAUGCCUUCUUUUUCUGAACUGAGCACCUAUCCUAAUACUGAUGCUGAGCAAAGUAUCUCACCAACAGUCUCAGAUGUAACAUCAGUGGAGACGACCCCAAUAAAUAUAUUAACAUCAGUGACUGUAAUAGAUUAUAAUACUGAAAUAUCUACUACAGCAUUGCCUAGCACAUUAAACACAACAGCAUUUUCUUCUUCUCAGGGCGCUUACACGGCUGUUGUUGAAACAUCAACACAAGCAAAUUUACAGCCAACAUUAACUGCAGAGGUGAUAUCUGAACCUGCCGUUUAUACCCCCACAAACACAAUUACAAAAUUGCCAAAUAUAUUUUCAACAGUAUCCUCUUUUCAGACCAGUCUCACACGUUCUGCUGAAUCACAAACAGAAGAAUCUAACACUAUUACAGCAUCAACACAGAUUUUUCAGACAUCCAUUCAGCCAAGUCAGCCAUCUUAUUCUAGUAGCAGAACAGUUGCACAUCUUUCUAUGUCAACUCUAUCCCCAAGCAUAACAUCCAAUGGUAAGCAAGAUUAUAUAAAUCAGACAAGCCAAGAAACUUCACCAAGCACCAUCAAUGAGACCUUCUCCACUACUGAAUCUUCAGUAUCUCAGCCAACAUCCGGAAAAGGGAUAGAGCCAGAAGCUACUUCUACAAACACCUAUUCAUUAUUUCCUACAAACUCUACAAACACUUUCAACUUGUCCCUUAGUUCUGAAAGCACGACAUCCUCAACACACAUGCAAACGACUGGAGGUAAUAUCACAAUUACUCAACAUAACACAACAGACACAGCUGAAACCUUGACAUACUCAGGGUCCACAACAUAUAGAGAAACAUUAUCUACAGUCACUGAAAGUAUUACUCAGGCCAUUUCAAACACUAUGUCUUCAACUAUAUCCCAUUUGCCACCCUCAUCAAUAACAUCUCCUUUUUCAUCAACCUUUCCAUAUAAAACUGCAAUCGUUCCAACAAACAUAUCUGGUUCUUUCUCUACAGUCUCUACUAUGUCAUCUUCUGCUGAGGUUUCAAGUGUUUCACCUGCAGGAAAUGCAACUAAAAACUUUACAACAGUGCCAUCUUCUUCCUACAUAACUCACACAGUGUCCACAAGCCAUGCAUCAGUAGCAAACACAUUGUUGACCGCUCUGAUUACAAGGACUCCACAAGUUCAGACAUCAAAUGUUGUUACUUCGAAGCCAACUAACUUUACAAUAGCAAAUCACACUACAUAUACACCUGUAACAGUUGUUACUCAAACGGCAAUAACAAGUAAUACAGUAUUAGUACCCCCUUCAAGUACUAACACUACUACUCCUGCUACUAGUACUACUACUACUACACAUGCACCUACAACACAUGUGCCUACUACAAUCACUGCUACCCCUCUUUUAGACACCACCACUACGUUAACUGCUCACCCUCGAAACAUAACUACAUCAGCUGUAACCUCCAUAGUGAUGUCCACCAAGACAACAAAAGCUCCUUUGGUGCCAGUGUCAAAUGCUACUACUGUUUUGAGCACAAUCCUGAGUACCAUACUUUCUACAUCAGCAACAACGCCUGUGCAAUUCGGAUGCCGGCCCUCAUCAGAAACUAUGAUCAGAACAGUUCUCACCCUGUCGAGUUUGCCAACAAGUGAUGAAGCACAGAGGCUGAGGGACUUCCUUAGCAGUACUCUCAGUCAAGCAUUGACUAUGACAGUUCAAGUCCUAGAUCUGACAGUACAAACUCCCCCAUCAAGGAAUCUGACUGUUGGAUAUUCAGUAUCUGUGAACUCCUUGCUUUACAUCCCUUCAGCCAUCGUAUCUGUCCUCACAAGGAAUGGUGUGUUCAAUGUCUCUCGCCUCGGAACUAUCAUUCCAAGCCUUCUGUCAGUGCCAGUAAUAGCUGAAACGUGGAAGGCGGAACCUGCCUUGAACUUUAGGCUAAAAACAGUGUUGAAGUUGAUGGGGACAGGAGGGGAUGUGAACACUUGUGUCUAUGUUCGGAGCAUGGAGCAGAAGUUACAGAUGGCCUUUGCGAUAGCAGAGUUGAACAGCAUGGGUACCCAGAGCAACCUCUCAGUCCAGAUUCUGAGUACAUCGAAGGAGGGCCAGUUCCUGACUCUGGUCUAUGUUGUAAAGAAGAACAGUGAACCACUGAAUGGUACAACAGCCAGCAGCCUUCUAAAUGUCCUGUCUGGAGAGGUAGUCGGCUACUAUCUAGGAGACCCUCCCUCUGUUAUUGCAGAACCAUUAUAUUAUCCAAAUCUUGACAUCUCAAAUCCAACAAUGAGCUACUGGGUGACCACAGUCCUUCAGGGGGUGCCCGAAUCCCAGUUACAGUGGCCAAAUAACCAAAGUUUUGCCAAACUAAUGGAAGAGAGACUGGCCACGCUCUUUCAACUUUCCAGUCAACAAUCAAGAAGAUUUAAAAGAGCAACUACAGUGAAGAGCUACACUGUGCAGAUGGUGACCAUGAAAUUGGGUGCUAAUAAUCUGACUGAGUUGACUUACUACGCUUUGAAAGGUGGACAACCAAUACCAGGCACCGUGGCUGCCAAGCAGCUGAGUACAAUCGACCCUCAGACCAUGGCGCUGACCCUUGGUUAUAUUGUGAAGGCGCAAGCCAACCCCGUGGUCCAAAAUCCACCGAACAAUCUAUGGAUAAUUGCAGCUGUGUUGGCCCCCAUAGCGGUUGUGACAGUAAUCAUCAUCAUCAUCACUGCCGUCCUUUGCCGGAAGAACAAGAGUGACUUCAAGUCUGAUAAUCUCGGUAACUUGCCUCCUAGGACCAAGCCCGUCCAAGGUUUCGAUUAUGCCAAGCAGCACCUGGGCCAGCAAGGAGGUGAUGAGGAUGCCCUUCCUGUAACCCAUGAGACCGUGGUGCCAUCUUUGAACUUGUCGCAGGAAAGGGACAGCACUAAGGAUGGGAGUACAGAAAAAAUGCUCAAAUCUUCAGAUACAAGAAAAAGCCGGUCGCCUUGUGAAAACGGUUCCGUCAUCAGCAACGAAUCAGAGGAGGCCAGUUCAGACGGGAGCACUCCGCAGAAACUCAUGGCUCAGCACAGGAUGACAAAGGAUGAGGCGUGCAAGUGGAAUGGACUUAAAAAAAAUAAACAGAAAAUUGUGCCUAUAAGUGAUGAAGAGGAAGGAAAUAUACACUUUGACAAGAAUAACAAGAUGGUACCCGACCCAUUUGACUCAUCUUCUGGUUCUGUUCAACUGAUCGCCAUUAAGCCAGUCUCAAUGCCGCCUUCACUUUCGGUGACGGACAGAAAUCAGGAGAUGUCCAUAAUUAAUGGAGAGGUGAACAAAGCGCUUAAACAGAAAUCGGACAUAGAGCACUACCGAAACAAGCUACGUCUAAAAGCAAAAAGGAAAGGCUACUAUGACUUCCCUCCAAUAGACAACAGAUCACUGAAUGACAAGAAGAGGAAAGCCUUUGAGAAAACUCAAAUGGAAAUUGACAAUGUGCUGGAAGGAAAUACAGAUUCAUCUCCCCCUUUUGUGGGCAGGCAACCUUCAUUAAAGAAUCAUCCAUAUAGGAGUCGGCAGUCUCUGAACAGUCCAAGCCCAGGAGAGACUGAAAUGGAUCUUCUUGUAACUCGGGAACGACCACGACGUGGAAUUCGGAACAGUGGCUAUGAUACCGAACCUGAAAUUAUUGAAGAAACGAAUAUCGAUCGGGUAAAACAAGCCAGAACGUAUAUUAAAUCUCGUCAAGGGAAAGGUCAUUCUGAGACAUCUACGCUGAGCUCUCAGCCUUCGAUUGAUGAAGUCAGGCAGCAGAUGCACAUGCUGCUAGAAGAGGCGUUCAGCCUGGCAUCUGCGGGGCACGGAGGACCCAAGCGACAAGCAGAUCCAUAUGCUUCAGCGCAGCAUAUGCCCUAUUCAGAAGUUGUCACUAGUGCUCCUGGCACAAUGUCUCGACCUCGGAUGCAGUGGGUGCCAACGUAUGGGCCUGAGAUGUAUCAGUAUAGCCUUCCCAGACCGACAUACCGGUUUUCCCAACUCCCUGAAAUGGCUAUGGGCUCUCCUCCACCACCGGUACCACCGAGGACAGGUCCUGUGGCUGUCCCUUCAUUAAGGAGAUCCACAUCAGACAUGACCAACAAGAACAGAGUGCCGGAGCCCAGCGGGAAUGAGCAAAGUCCAGGUAAUACCGUUCCUGCUGUGUUUGCCAUCCCAGGGAACCGCGCAACAUAUACCGGCUAUUACAUUCCACAGCCACCAGCUGCCUACCGUAACCAUGCCUGGAUGUCAUACUCGGGAGAAAAUGAUUUGCCGGGACAAUGGGCAGACUCGGCUCCCCUCCCUGGUUACAUUGAGGCUUAUCCAAGGUCAAGAUACCCUCAGAACUCGCCUUCCCGUCUCCCGAGGCAGUUUGGCCAACCUGUCAACCUACACCCGGGCUUGGACCAUGCUGCUGGAGCAUCAAUCGGAGCUUCUCAGCAAAGCCUGGCCGAUACCGACACUCCAGACGCCUCGAUCACCAAUUUAUCCACAGCUGCUUUGGUAAAAGCCAUAAGAGAAGAAGUUGCCAAGCUGGCUAAAAAACAGACGGAUAUGUUUGAGUUCCAGGUGUGAAGGAAACCAUGGAUGUACCGCAUCCUUUGUUGUUGAGCGAUGGUAACAGUGCCUAUAGAAAUCUGGACUCACGUGGGGAUUAUAUGCUAUUUUUAUGUAUAAAAGACAAAAAGUGACCUGUUACUGAUAUGCAGCUGUUUUUAUUUAUAUAUUUAAAAUAUAAAGACUUUUUUUUUUUCUUUCUUUUUUUACCAAAUUGAUUCAUUACAUUUUUUUGUAUAUAAAAAGCAACAGCAUUGAUAACCAAUGGAUGUUAUUUUCAGAUACAUAAUAUCUAAUAGAUUACCUAGUGUGGAGAUGCUCAAAGCUUUUGUUGGCUCCAAAUGUCAAUGUGCCAUUUUUCUAGGGUUCCCGUUAUGAUUUUUUUGGGAUCCAAAGAAAAAAACUUUUUUUUUUAACAGAACCAUAUAGUAUGAUUGUUAUAGUAUAUGUAAAAUCUCAUAUAAGCUCUACCAUGUCGAUUAUAUAUCUAAAGUUUUUUUCAAUAUUUUAAAAUCUACAUCCUUUAUUAAAUUAUCUGAUAAUCUUCC
Messenger RNA from Rana temporaria (common frog), 9457 nucleotides. Its product is annotated as KIAA1549 like. The record is from RefSeq and is a predicted model, not a curated record. Lineage: Eukaryota; Metazoa; Chordata; Amphibia; Anura; Ranidae. The transcript is spliced from 21 exons. Bases 510 to 8927 code for a protein of 2805 amino acids.